Messenger RNA from Closterium sp. NIES-65, 2274 nucleotides. The record is from the annotation of a GenBank genome assembly. Lineage: Eukaryota; Viridiplantae; Streptophyta; Zygnematophyceae; Desmidiales; Closteriaceae.
AUGGCUCUCUCGCCUACCUCAGUGGAUCCUGGAGCAAGUCCGUCGGCUGUGCGUGUCGCUCUUACUCCCUCGCCCAUCGCCGAUUCUCUUCCCCCCUCGCUGCAGGGCGAAGUUUCUCCGGAGGGAGACUUCAAUGUGGAGCUCACGACUUACACCGUGCCUGCCUGCAACCUGGACGCAACCUGCAAGGGCCAUCUUGUAGAGGGCGAAGUACCUCUGCAAGGCGAUUUCAGCGCGGAGCACAUGAUCUACGGCGUGGCUGACGUGGACGCAGCGCGCAGGGACCACCUGGUGGAGCUGCUGGACAUUGAUCUGACGUGGCGCAUGCACCGCGUGUCAGAUGGGCAGCGGAGGCGAGUGCAGAUCUGCAUGGGGCUGCUGCGGCCCUUCCAGCCGUGCAGUGGACCGGAUGGGAAGCGGAGGCGAGUGCAGAUCUGGAUGGGGCUGCUGCGACCCUUCCAGGGUGGGGGGAGGAGGUCAGUGCAGAUCUGCAUGGGGCUGCUGCGACCCUUUCAGGUGCUGCUUCUGGACGAGGUGACAGUAGACCUAGAUGUUGUCGCCAGGAUGGAUCUCCUCUCUUUCUUCCAAGAAGAAUGUGAAGAGAGAGGAGCUACUGUAGUGUAUGCAACACAUAUAUUUGACGGUCUGGAGUCUUGGGCGAGCCAUCUCGCUUUUGUCUCUUCUGGCAAGUUGCAGCGGCUGGAAUCAGUUGAUCAGUCGACACAACAAUCUGCUGAUAGCCACAAGCCAUCUGCAUUGCAACUACCAUCAUUGCUGGAGAUGGUAGAGCCUUGGCUGAGGGAGGACAAGGCUAAGAGGGAGAAAGAGGUGGAAGAGGCAAAGAAGAGGGGAGAUGUACCUAAAAGAGUGGAUCCAUUCGCUGGUGCUGGUAGGCACAUGGCAUAUUAUCGGUAUGGACCUCUUCCCGGCAGGCACUGCAGCGUGCUGCUUGUUGUGCGCCCUGGCGACCUGCUUUUGCCCGACGAGGAGCAGAUCGGGACCUUCUACCGCCACCUCGACCCCAAGACCUCCUCCAAGCUGCACGAGGAGGAGGCGGCCAACGUUUUGAGGUCGGAGGUCGCCGACACGGGGCUGCUGGCGGUCAACGCGUUCGCGUGGUCAUUGGAGCAUCUGGACGACGUGCAUCGCAGCUACGAUCCGCUCAUCAUCGAGAACCCGAAGCUGGUUGGUUUGAAGGCGCUCCGACUGGAGCUGGUGCACUACGUGGAGAAGGCCGCGUUGAACAUACGGGAGGCGGCGUCGACCGUGGGUCGUGGUGUCGGAACGGGCAUCGCUCUGGGUGGGGAGGCCGAGGAGGCUGCGGCAGGGUCACACUCUGGCGGGCACGGACCCACAGAUGGCGGCGAGGAGGAGCAUGAGAGGGAGGACAAGGAGGGGGGCGGGGAGGAGGAUGGUGGCUCGGACGAGGAGGAGGAGGAUGAGGAGCGUGAGGAUGACGACGUGGUCACCGGCGAAGAGGAGGCAGUACAGUUCGCUGGUGAGAAGGUUGCGGAUAAGAGCAGCGGCAGCGGACCCAAGUCGGGCAAGAAGGCGCGGGGCAGCGGUGGCUCGAUCCCGACUAGGAUGGCGUCGAAGGCGGCCGUUGAGCUUCUGAAGGCGGCGGAGAGGGAGAACAAGAAGCUGAGGGAGGAGAAGGUGGUGGCGGAAAAGAGGCUGGAGUACCAGACGGCCCGGAUGGACACGCUUUUCGGCGUGGUCACCUCAACCGUGAACAAGCUGACGACAGUCGCCGACAGCGUGACCUCUCACGAGCAGACGUUGGGGAGGAGCCUCCAAACGGGGGUGGACGCUAUGAGGGCGGUUGAGCAGGAGGCGGUGAACUAUCGCGGCUCCACCCUAGAAUUCAUGAACCAGAGGUGGCUGCCCACCGUGCAGGCCCUGUACUUGACGGCUACUGCUGCACAGGGUAGGCGACGGGAGGACGACGUCCUGCUGUUGCAAGGUGUGGCAGAUGCUCUUGGCGAGAAGAUCAGAACCGUCGUGUCUGCUGAGGUGAAGGCCGCCAUGGAGAGCGAGGCGCAGGGGAUCGCCGCUGCCGUGACUACGAAAGUCAUCAAAGAGCUUAGGGACGACCUGGUGAAGGUGGUCACCUCCGCGACCCAACAUGGCCUUGGUACUGCCGGGUUUAGCCUCCUCCCAACUGCUCUCGAGUCGGUGAUGCACGGCGGUCGCGAAACCGCCGAGGAGCAUGGGCUGGCGCCAAGGCAGUUGGGGAAAAGGGUCGCUGACAAAAAAUCCCUGACCGGCGAGUAG